ACAAACAAUCUGAAUGACGUAACUCCAAACGCUAUAAACCAUCCUAUAAACUAAAAAUUAUUACAAAUGGCCGCUAUCUGUGAGUUAUUUAUUUUGAGAUGAAAUUCGUACCUUAUGAUUUUUGAUACUUUAUGACUGAUAGUUGCAACAUAUUUGAAGAAAGCUUUCUAAUUAGAAUUGAAUGAUUUUGUUCAGCUUCUAGAGAUAAUGGAUACACCAGAGAAUAGUGCCCAAGUAAUUGAUGAGAGCAAUUGUCAAGUGCCAUUCGCAGAACACAAUACAAAAAGGGAUUCAGCAAUUCAGGACGACAAUGAAAUUCAGAAUGUAACAACCCAUGAGAGCUCUGAUAAUAUUUUCAAUGUUCCACUUCAAACGCCAAGAGAAUAUGAAAAUCAACUUGUAAUAAAUGAAGAUAUAGCUACUUCAGAUCAAAUAAAUGUUUCUUUAUUGUCAAUGGAACCAUUAAUAGAAGCCAAAGGAUCUGGAGAUACUCAAAGUAAUCAAGAAGGAAUUACUUUAGUUCAAGAUAACUCUUCAGAACUUGAAACUAUUUCUAUCGAUAGUGGAAGUGUAGAACAGUUGAUAGCUACAACAUUGAGUGAAGUUAUUAGUUGUGAAAAUGACACAGUAACAACUGCUUGUGCCAUACAAUCGGCACCCGAUAAUAUUAACAAUAUAAGUGAUUUGUCUUGUUCAUUGGUUGAAUCUUGUGCAGAUGCUAGUGGAGAUUCUGAAGUUAGUGCUCCAUUGAAACUGGAAGGAAACGCGUUAGAUUCUAAUAACUCUGAAUUGGAUGAAUCAUUACCAUCAUUCAUUGGUGAAAUUGACGAGUCUGUAAGUUUACCACCAGCUGAACCUUUGAUUCUAGAGGAAAAUAGUUCAUCUCGCAGUGGUCCUGAUGAAGAUAAAGAAAUUGUUUCAAGAAAACUGGUGGUAAAUGAGAAUAUUGUAGAUGAUAUAGUCAAUGUUAAAACUAAUGAUAAGAAUAUAACUAAGGAUGAAACUAUACAUGAAGAUUCCACAGUAAAUAUAACUAAUACAGAUGAUGAAAAGGGCUCAGAGAAUGUUAGCAAUAUAGAUAACAAACCCCUCACUGAAAAUAUAUCAUUGAAUGAAAUUGUUCCAGAAAAAGUAACUCUUAAUGAAAUUGAAUUAACAGAAGCACCACAAACUGAAAUAGUAACAAGUGAAUCAAAUAUUCACUACACUAUUUUACCCCCUGGAGAGAACUCAGUUUAUCAAGAAGAUGGUACACUUGUUGUGGAAUAUCCUUUAGAUACAACAGCAAUAAGUCAUAAUCAAACAUCUGAUGUAAAUGAAUUUAUCGAAACACAUAAAAUUGGUAUUACUGAAUCCACUGUCUCUGGUGAGCAUGAGGUUGUUCAAAUUGUGGAAAAUCUAAAUGAAGGGAAUUUUAUAGAGAUGAUAGAAACUCAUGAAGAUGGCAGCCUUUCUACUGAAACAGUAACCCCAGAAGAUGCUUCAGAAAAGAAGCACUCUAUUGAAAAUAGUACAAAGGAAAAGAAACAGGUUAAUUCUGAGGCAGUUCAACCUAAAAGAAAAGGUCGUAGACCUAUAGAAGGUAUUCCUCCACAUAUGGUAGGUCAUCCCAUUGAUAAGCCUGAUCAGGAUGCUGUUAAUGGCAAAGCCUUAAAACCUAGAUUAGGUGUUAAGAUUCCUUACAGAAAAUUAGCCAGUCAAAUUGUUUCUACUUCUGAAUUACAAAAUCACAUAGUUGAACGUGCUAGGUUGAAAGAAGAAGCUCGCACAGAAUCGGAUAAAACUAACUUGUUUACAAAAAAACUGACACAUAGAUUGGCUCAAAGUCUUUCUGGAUUAACUAAUAGAGAUUCAUUAGAAAGAAAGGGUAAUAAAGCAGAUAACAAAAAAGGUGCUGAAGAUAUACAUAUAAUUGAAAAUAUUUUGACUGCUAUACCAUCAAGAACAAAUGAAAAUUCAACUGAACAACCAACAAAUCCUAUUGAAUUUGUUGAACAGAUUGUGAAUGAAGAUACUGGGAUGUUAGAAAACGUUUCAGAGAAGUUGGGGGAAGAGGAAGUUACUGUAUCUUCAUGUGAAUCAAUAGAAAAUGCUGAAAUUAUCUUUGCAGGUAAUAUGAAAAAUUCCACAAAUAUUGAAAGUAAUUCUGAUCUUAUUGCUAUUCUUGAGGGUGAUGGAGAUGAAAGCUCUCCAAUAGCUCCAAUGAGUGUACCUAAUGUUGUGGAAAUUGUGGAUACUUCAGAAAAUGCUUCAGAAAUUAGGGCAAUUGAAAAGGAAAUUUCUCUUACUGAACAAAAGAGUUCAAUUCCUGCAGUACCCCAAGUGAAAGAAAAGAAGUUCUUCAAAAGUAGAGAUUCUAGAAUACCUGAUGUUUCCAAGGAUAAAACUAAAGAGUCUGUUACUAAAGUUAAACCUAAUUUGAUAACUGAAAUAUCUAAAACAAAAAUUUCAUCUGUCAAAAAUGAAGAGGCAAUCAAAACUAACAUAUUUGAUAUUGAGAGUACAUCAGUUUUGAAGGGCGCAGCUAAAGGUGCUGAAUUGAAAAAAGUUCCGCUGAAUGAUCAGGAAAAGGCUUCUUCUGAUUUCAAGAAGAAAAGUACAGCAACUGUGAUUGAGGUAGAGCCACAACUCAAACCAGCCAUGGUUUUGAAAACCUACACUCGGAAACGUAAAUCCAAUGAUGUUAGUACACCAGAGCCACCAAAGAAGCCUCUCAUUAUGCCAUCAUCUUCAACAAAUCAAUCGGAUGUUAAGAUUGAUUGUGUUACACCAAUUCCGCCAAAUGUUUAUGUCACCAAAAGUUCUAGAGUAAUCAAGAGGAAGGUUAUCUGGGAUCCUGAUGAAGCAAUGCCAUCUGUGAGAAACCAGUCUAAGAUUCUCAGCAAAAUUGAAGCUACUGUAAAGACUGCAACACCCCCAAAAAUUACAGGAUCUCAGAAAUCGACAUCUGUAAAAACUGUGGAAAAAAAAAUUUCUGAGAAAGAAAAACAUGUUGAUCAAUCUAAAAUUACCAAAUUGAAUGAAAAAAAAGUAGUUAAUACCACUCUGAAUGAAAAUGAUGAUAUUGUCGAGAAGCAAACUGUAAAGAAACCAGAGAAGCCAGAAUUAACAAAAAAAUCUAUUGUCAAGAAUCCUAUUGCUGAUAAAGCUAUACCUCAAAAAAAAGUUAUUAUAACAUCUUCUAUGAAAAUUUCACCUGGGAAAAGUCCAAAGAAAUCUACCAAAAGGUUGAGUGAAAUAGACAAACUUCUUAUGGAUGAAGGUGCUGUUAAUAUGCUCUAUGACAUAAACAAUUCUGAUGAUCAGAAAAGAAGGGUUAGUGGAAGAUCAGGUAAUACACCAACAGAUAAAGCACAAACUCAAAAAGAACUUCUGAACAGAACACAAGAAAUUAAAAAUGAGUUGACUCAAGGCUCAAGUGUCAUAACAUCAACACCCAAAAUUUUACGUAAAAAGGAAGGACCUCCUUCUGUAAAGAAAGAUAAGGAGGCUAAGGAAUUAUCCACAAUUUCACGGAAAAUGUCAAAAGACUCUACAAAAAGCUCAACACACAGUGCCCCCCCUUCACCUGCUGAAGCUUCAAGAAUUAUCAGAAGACAUUCAAGUAGUUCAUUCUCCAGUGACGAUGGAUUGGUACAAGAUGAAUCAAUGGAUUCAACUGUUGAACAGGUGGAUGAAAAACAAAAUAAAAAGAAGGAGAUCUCUGUUGAAAAAUCUAGUACAACUAUGGAUGAAAAUCCACAGGAAGAACAGAAUAAAGGAAAAAUAACCAAAAAGAGGGCAGCACCCACACAGGAAGGAUUACCGAAAAAAAGAUUGAAGAAAGACGAGCCUGUAUUACCUAAUGGUGAACCCUCAAAACCCACAGAAAUUGUUAUAAAGUCAGAGCCUGGUAUUGUGACUGGUGCAUUGAUGACAGAUCCCACUAAGGCAUUCACUGUUAUAAAAAUGAACAAACAUUAUUGUAUUAAUCUCACUUAUUCUGGAAAUGAAAGCUACUUAACUGUACAGCUUUUGAAAGAUUUGACUGUGACCCUCAGAGAACUUGAGAGAACUAGAAAUUGCAGUGUUGUUUCAAUCAAUUCACAAAGCUCUACAUUUUGUUUGGGAAUUGAUUACAAGCAAUUAGUGGAAUCAGAUGAUGAGUUAAGAAGCAAGAAGAUAAAGGAAUUAUCACUGGGUAUAAGGGAAUUCCUGAAGUGCCUUUUGAAUUUCUCCAAAAUAAUUGUGGCAGGGGUGAAGGGUGAUUGUAUUGGAUUAGGAGUUACUAUGUUACCUCUGUUCGAUAUGGUAGUUGCGACUGAUACUGCCAGUUUUUCUACUCCUUAUGCUAAAGUGGGAUGUCCUCCAGAAGCAGGAUUUCUUUUAUCGAUACCAUAUCAUUCCAAUCAUGCUUUGGCUUCUGAAUUAUUGUACACCGCACAAAAGAUGAAUGCUGAUGAAGCCCAAAGACGAGGUUUAGUUACAAAGUUGUUCUGGCCAGAAAAAUUUGACUCUGAAUUCAGAGCCUUAUUAUCACAUAUCUCCAACUUAUCCAAACCUGCAUUGAUGGUGACCAAAAAGCAACUGAGGCAGGCCUACAAUAAUACAGAAAACGAAAUUAUAAAUAACUCCAAAUUAUUAAUGAAAUUUUGGGGCAACGAAGAGUGUCAAAACAAUUUUUCGAACUAUGAUGCGCUCGCAUUCAUCGAUCAAUAGUUGAUAAUCUAAAAAUCUCUAAUUUUGAUCAACAGUGGUACAAAUUAUUCUUGUUUGAAAAUUGAAUUGGUGUGAAUUAUGCUGGAUGAAGAUUUUUUAGUCAAAUUGUGAGAGAAAAUUUGUUGAAUUUAUUCUUGUAUGGAACUGUUUUUCUUCUUUUUUUCUUAUAUGUAUAUGUACAUAUAUAUAUAUCAAAAAAGAUCAUUGGUUAUAUUUUUGAUCCUCUUGGUUCAAUGAACUCGUUCACGGAAACAUGAAAUAUAGAUGUUUGUUCAAUGUCAAUUCCCGUUUGAAGUCUUAUCAUUGCAAUUAAACCCUUGCGUAUGAAGGCAAACAACCUCUUUAAUUUUCAUAUAAAAUGAGAAUUACAUAUGAGAAUUAUUUUUUUAUUCAUACUAAACUAUUUUGGUUUUGAAGACAUUUAGACAUUUGUACCGAGUUAACAUGAUAAUUAUUCAGAAAAUUAUAAAGAUUAAUUUAUUGUUCCUCUAAUAUUUCAUAUUCAAAUAUGGAAUUUAGUGAUCCUUCUGCUCUUAACUUAUACAGUUCAAAAGAGUAGUGAUGUGGUGUAUUUUUGAAAGGUAAUUUUCUGAAGACUAUAUUUAAAAAUUCUUAUCGGCUGACCUCAUAUGUAUGUACAUUGAAUUGUUAUAUAUAAUUUAAAGAUUAGUAAGCAGAUCUUUCUAAUCAACUUUUAAUAAAUCGAUAGAGAUUUUAUUUCAUGACUGCAAUAAACUAUUUCAUUUUUGUUGUUAAUUAUUUUUUUCUCACAAAUAAAUUGGGAACUUCCCAACAGAUAUAUGAGGAACCUAGAAUUUGCUCAAUAUUUGACUAAGAAAUCUUCAAACAAAAAUUUAAUUAAAUCAACAUAAGGAAUAAAAUGGGGAAAAUUUAUUCGAAAAUUAUUUUUUAUAUUUUCAUAAAAUUAGUUCAUAAGCGAAUCCUUAAUUGGGAUGUCCAUUAAACGUUUAAAGAACAGUAGUGUGUAAAGUUGUGAAUUAUCAAUUGAUGUCAAAUGUCGAUUGUGUUUGCAUAACAAAAUACCCUCAUGGAAUCAAUGAUGCUAUAAAAAAAACUAUUAAAAAUAUGUUCCAGGCUUAUCAGUAGCGAGGCAUCCUAUAAGUGUUAAAAUGUCCACUAUUUUUUAUGUAACCAUAGAUAAAAAUUUCUGUUACUUGAACAGCCCAGUAUAAUUAUAAUUUUAUUAAAUUUAACUCGUUCAACAUAUAAUUUUUUUGAUACUGUCAUAGUUCAAACUGUUGGUCUGGUACAUUAAAUUGAAGAAUUCUUGAAGAUAUUUAGUUAUGCUUUUGUAUUUCUUCAAAAGAUAUGUACAUAUUGAAACUGUUCAGAAUUACAGAAAUGUGUUUUAUUCACAUUAUUUUGAAGAAAUAUGAAGUUUGGCCUUUGAUCCAAAGAUUGGUGCAAUUCUUUCAUAGAUGUAAAUUAUAUAUGAUAUUGUUCAAAUUGAACGUUUAUUAGAUUUUAUUAAAGCCAUUUUGAGUAAUAUCAAUUCAAAUGUUUUUAUAUGAAUUAUUCGCAUUUUUUGAGAACUCUUAAUAUAUCAUUCUUUGCAGUUAAUAUUUAAAUAUAUGUAAUAAAUUGUAAAUAACUCCAGAUUAGGGGUAAAUUAAAAUUUGUGGAUUAAUUUUUGAAGUGAAUAGUUUAGGUACAUUUGAAUUUGAUGUAUUAAAAAUGGAGAUGUAUUCUUCGAAAAAUGUGAAUAAUUCCAGAAGAAUUAUAUAAACAAAAAUGGAGAUAUAUUUGAAUUUAGAAUUUAUUCAUUCUGAGUCAAUAGUUUUUGAUUAAUUUGGUUAUCGCUUUUUGAUAUUCUGACUGAUUUUUGAGGGUAAUGGUCUUCUAAUGAUUAUGUUUUAAUAGGUUUGUUAACUAAUAGCAUAAUUAGACAAAAAUCGUUCAUUUAGCUUAUUCACCUCUGACGAAGAUGUUCAGAGUGGUGCACAUCUCUGUGUUUAUUUUAUUCGAAUUUAUAUACAUUUAACAUGAGUUUUAAAGCUAGUUAUAAAUAUAUUUGCAUUAUUUUAAGAGGUAGAAAUAAUAUUUUAUUGUUUGUUUAUUAUCAUUAAAUGUUUCUCUAUACAA
This is a messenger RNA of Harmonia axyridis, 6801 nucleotides long. RefSeq names its product titin (gene HIPP1). Lineage: Eukaryota; Metazoa; Arthropoda; Insecta; Coleoptera; Coccinellidae. The transcript has 10 exons. The record is from RefSeq and is a predicted model, not a curated record. Bases 208 to 4698 code for a protein of 1496 amino acids.